AUGGACCGUGAGGCAUUCGUUAAAGGGCAGCUCGAAGCAGUUCAUAAAGCACUCACCAAAUAUGAAGUGCCCCUCAAACCAAAACACGCACGUCGCCUCAUUGUUGGGACUCACCAGGAGAGGUCCGCAGCAGUGUUUUGGAAUGCUGUCAAUCGAAUUCAAUUGGAGAAAAAUCCUGUUAUGACAUGGAAGUUCUGCCAUCUUCUCCAUAAACUGAUUCGUGACGGACAUAGGAAAGUACCUGAUGAAUCUCACAGGUUUUUGUCGAGGAUAAAGCAGCUAGGACAAUUUUGGAAGCAUCUCAAUACGUCAGGGUAUGGAAUAUGCAACGAAACAUAUACCAAACUACUUGCAGAAAGGCUCGAAUUCCAUAGAAAGUACCCUGUGAUGCCGGGCAGUCUUAUUCUUACUGAAUCUCAAAUCAAAACCCUUGAAAGCGAUUUGGACAACGCUUUUGAGAUGACAAUUGAUAUGUUGGAUCAAAUGGACAAUUUGCUCAGUUUACAGUCGAACGUGUACGAUGCCAUGGAAUGUCUUCGUUGGAGCUCAUUAGUUCCUCAGGGGCAGUGCCUCCUUGCACCACUAAUUUUAGUCAUACUCGACACAAGCAAGUUUUAUGACUAUCUUGUGAAGAUGAUUUUCAAAUUACAUGGACAGUUGCCUCCUGAUGCACUUGAAGGGCACCGUACCAGAUUCAGGGAAGUGUUCCGGCGGACGAAGAAGUUUUAUGAAGAGUCUAGCAAUCUACAGUACUUCAAGUACUUGGUUUCAAUACCAACGUUGCCCUCGGCAGCACCCAAUUUCCUUCAAGCAUCGGAUUUGGACAGUUAUCAGACGCCACAUGCCUACCUACAUUCUGAGGGAUCUGAAGAUGGUCAAUCAGUUGCUGCCGAUGAGGUCCUGCUGGAUCUCGGUUCAGAUGAGCCAGAGCAACGAUUUGAGCAGCAGGAACGUCCUUCAAGUCAGUCGGACCCGAGGGACGAACAGAUUUUGGCGUUAACGAGGGAUCUCGAAGAUGAACGAUUCGCGAAGGAGCGACUAAUUGCGGAGGCACGUUCUCGUAUCGAACAAUAUGAGAACAGGCUGGCUCAAAUGCAGGGUGAUUAUGAACAUGCACGACGAGAAGCUGACGAAUCUCGCGAAGAAUGUGAAAGCUUGAAGCGUGAUUUGGCCGCUAGAGAUGCUCAACGCGGGGAGAGCGACGAUAUGCGCGUGCAGGAAGCACAGGAACAGGCGCGAUUAGCUGAACAGCGCUUCGGUAAAAUGAAGGCAGCCUACGAGAAGUUCCGAAAUGAACAUGUUUUGGCUCUAACGAAGUUGGGAGAGUUACAAAAAGAGUUUGAAGCAAGUGAGAAGAGCAGAAUGGACAAGGAUGAAGAGUUAACAAGUAUGAGCAGAAAACUUGAAGAGAGUGAGAAAAACCUUGCGGCAGUUUCGUCCAAAGCGGAAAGUCACUCAGGAGCAGUGGAUGAACUACGGUCGCAACUAGCGAAGGCCGACAUUGAAAUGGAACAAUUGCGCCAGAGUCUCGAGCAUCUCAAGGCCGAGCACAAGUCCGAAUUGGUUAGUGCCUCAGAUCGUUUCGUCGACGAAAAAGCUGCAAUCGAGAAGAAGAUAAACGGAGGAAUUCGCGCUGCCGUGUCAACGAUUCUUCUCCGCUGCGAUGAAGAGCUUCCCAAUGUCACCUCCAUAUCGUAUCCUCCACAUCUUGCACAGUCUGCACUGAAUGUUUUCUUGACGCUGUUGAAUGAAAAGGAUUCCCCAGCGGUCACCGACUUGAUAGUAUUGGCACACUCUUGUGUUUUGACGGUUAAUGGAUGUGCUGCUGCUGCUUAUACGGCCUCUAUCCAGCACUUUGAUGGUGAGUCCGUUUUGAGUUUAUGCGGCUACCUUACUCUAAAUUUGCAAACUUAUUUCUAUUCUUUCUGUAAUUUUACACUGCAGAUGUCAAUGAACAGUGUCAUCUUGUUGGUACGUACAGCAAGGGAAGCCUUCGCCUCUCAGGUUCUGAACAUUGAACAGUUGAAGACGGAAGCAAAGAAACUCCAGGAAAUGAUGACUGGAUUGCCUCUACAAACAGAUGUGGACAAGGAUAUCGUUGGAGCUGAGCUUGAAAGUGAAAUGAUGCGUAUGAGUGAAGCGAUUCGUGCAGCUGUGGAAGAAAUUGAAAAGAUUCAAGAGAGGGCACGUAUCAAUACGGAGGGAAUCAGGUUGGAAGUGAAUGAGGCCAUUCUUGGAUGCUGUCAGCAACUAAUGUCUGCUAUCAUGGCAUUGGUUAUAUCUUCUCGAGAACUCCAAAUGGAAAUUGUUGCAGCUGGCAAAGGCGGUGCUUCCCCACAUGAGUUUUACAAGCGAAACCAUCAGUGGACGGAGGGCCUUCUGUCCGCGGCUAAAGCUGUUGGCGUAGCUGCACGUGUGCUGGUGGAGUCUGCUGACGGUGUGGUGACCAGGCAAGGAAAAUUCGAACAGCUUAUUGUCGCGGCUCAAGAGAUCGCAGCAUCAACGGCACAGUUGUUUGUGUCUAGUCGCGUUAAAGCUGAAAGAGAUUCUCAAAAGCUUGCUGCCUUAUCAGUUUCAUCCAAGAACGUUAACCAAUGCACUGCUCAAGUGGUGGCUGCCGUGAAAAAUGCGCAGACCACACUGAAUGAUCAAGGUACCACUUACGUUAUCUUGGAUUCAUUGAUUGAAACUGUAAUUGGUCCCUCAUGUCGGGGUGCUUAG
This is a messenger RNA of Cooperia oncophora, 2721 nucleotides long. Lineage: Eukaryota; Metazoa; Nematoda; Chromadorea; Rhabditida; Trichostrongylidae. The record is from the annotation of a GenBank genome assembly.